AUGCCUCCUCCAUGCCCAGUAUCCCGAAAUAGUUCGGAAAAUCGUCAUGAUGUUUUGAGACCAACCUCUGCAACAAAUGCAAUAAAGCCAUUCUCGUCACAAAAUAGAAAAGGAAGUACUGACGGGGAGUUCACCGGAUUUUCUUUAGACAUAUCUGCUACUGAUGAGAUUGUAAUUGAUGAUCAAGACUCUGAUCCUGAACCAGCACCAAAGAAAAGAGUGCUAUCGGUAGAUAGAACGAAAGGCAUGGCUUUCGACUUCAGUGCCGAUCCUAGAUUAAAUUCUAUUAAAAAAUCUGUAAAUAGUAUAGUUGAUCCAGAUGGACGUAAAGGCAUAUCAAAUAGUCAAUUAGGAGCAAUAGCGAAAUCAAUCGAAGUUGUGAAUAGUAAAAGAGAGAAGAAAACAAAACCGUGGGAGAGGAAAGUUCCAAUCAAUCUGGAUGAUUUUCGAAUGGCUAGUGGAAACAAGAUUGUGAAAGAGAUGAAACAAGUUGUAAAUUCAAACGAAAAUAGUGAUGAUUCUCAACAAAGUGAUUCAGGUGGAUAUCAUCCAUCUACAGGGCAGAAGAGAUAUUUUGGAAACAAAAAAGUUAACUCUAUCAAUUCUAACACUUCAACAGCAGCUAACAUGAUCAAGAAAGGUCUGAGUCAAAUGGGAAUGGGUGUUGACGGAAGCUCUAGAGAUGAACCUGUUGUGUCCGGCUUACGAGCUGAGCCGAGUCUUAAGCACUUCGAUGAACAAAUUAUUUCUCUGAUUGAAUCGGAAAUAAUGUCCAUAACAACAGAGACAGGAUGGUCUGAUGUUGCCGGUCUUGAAGGAGCGAAAAAAGCUUUACGAGAAAUUGUGGUUCUUCCUUUCAAGAGACCUGACGUUUUCACUGGCAUUCGAGCUCCUCCAAAAGGAGUUUUAUUGUUUGGUCCUCCAGGAACUGGAAAAACUAUGAUAGGUAAAUGUGUUGCCUCUCAGUGUAAAGCAACUUUCUUCAAUAUAUCGGCUAGUUCUUUAACUUCUAAAUGGGUUGGAGAAGGAGAGAAGCUUGUACGAGCCCUUUUCUCAGUUGCAAGACUGAAGUUACCAAGUGUUAUUUUUAUCGACGAGAUUGAUAGUCUUUUGUCUGCUCGAUCUGAAUCAGAGCAUGAAUCAUCGCGGAGAAUAAAAACUGAGUUUCUGGUACAAUUGGAUGGAGUGGCGACUAACAGUGACGAAAGAUUACUUGUUUUGGGAGCCACGAAUAGGCCGCAGGAGCUCGAUGAAGCUGCUCGUCGGCGGUUCGCUAAGCGAUUGUAUAUAGCUUUACCUGAAGAUGAAGCGAGGCUUUCCAUAGUUAGAAAUCUUUUAAAAACAAUGAGCCAUUCCAUAGAAGGGGAAGGUUUGAAGAAAAUAGCCGAGUUAACAAAAGGAUAUUCCGGAGCUGAUAUGAGACAACUUUGCGCAGAAGCGGCUAUGGGACCAAUACGUGAUAUCGAGAAUAGUUCCAGCAUGGAUAUUGAAACUGUCGCCACAUCUGACAUUCGUCCAAUCAAUAUUGAGGAUUUUAUAGAAGCUUCACGAGUAGUAAGGCCCACCGUGGUUGAAGAGGAUCUGAUUGCUUAUGAAGCUUGGGAUAAGAAGUUCGGUUGCCUUUUGUAA
This is a messenger RNA of Auanema sp. JU1783, 1629 nucleotides long. The record is from the annotation of a GenBank genome assembly. NCBI's taxonomy places the organism in Eukaryota, Metazoa, Nematoda, Chromadorea, Rhabditida, Rhabditidae.